UGCUAUGGCAACACCUUUGAUUGUGACACCUCAGUGAGUUUUUGUUCUAGAAUUAACUAGACAAAAAGCCUAGAAGGCAGAAUAAGAAGGAAAAAAAACCCACAUUCUGUCCUUGUCAGGACUUUUCUUUUGAACGUUUGCAGUACUCAAGAUCAAGACGCCACAUAUGACUGGAUAGUUGUUUCAGUGUUUUGUACAACACUUGCAUGGCAGUCUGGCUGAGAAGAUGACACGGACUGGCUGAAGAACAUGAUGUUUGUAUGUUAUGUUCUAAUGUGCUGCCGCUCGGUUCUUCGGGCUUAACAUGGGAACAGGUGCCUCCUUUUCAAUCUGUCAAUCGUUAUCCUCCAUAGAAGUUAGGCGCUGUAGAAAUAAAAUCGGACCAGUACCUCAGAAAGCAUUUGGAGUUCCCCUAAACCACUGUACUGAAGAGGGAACACACCAUCAUAUUCCAUUGGUUGUUAAACACAUGGUAGGAUAUUUAGAAGAGUUUGGACUAAAACACAAAGGCCUAUUUCGGAUCAGUGGUUCAGCAACCAAAGUCAAAUCACUGAAGCAGAAGUAUGAUGAAGGAAAAGAGGUGAAUCUUGUUAAUGAAGGAGAUGUCAAUUCUGUUGCUAGCCUUCUUAAACUCUUCCUGAAUGAGCUCCCGGUUGCUGUCUUUCCCAACAAUCUGUGCUAUGAAAUUUUUACUCCUUUUGAAGAUAACAUUAACCACAUUGCAGAAUGCACAAGAUGUCUAAAAAGGCUAUUGAGCAGCUUGCCGAAAGCCCACUAUCGCCUUUUCCAUUUCCUUAUUAGAUUUCUCCUCAAAGUGGCCUCGUACAGUGAUGUGAAUCACAUGACUCUGGAAAACCUAGCCAUUAUUUUUGGCCCCACUCUUUUCCGAAUUCCCUGCAGUCCUUCAGGGCAUGAAAAACAAAUGCUGUGUAAUGCCAUCCUUCUGUGUUUUCUCCAGCACUACGAGGAGUUAUUUCUGGAUUGCCCUGAGAAUCAAACCCUACUGAGUGAAGGAAAUGAUGAACCCCAGCACCUCUGUUUUACCCCACUGCCUCAGGGCCUCCAAGAACAGAUGGAGGAGAUAAAUCUCCCAUAAAAGCUGUGCCAAGAGCCGGCAACUCAAGAUGGCUUGGCAGCUUCCCUCCACUUGGUGUCAGUAUUACUUUUUCUCAAGCUCAUGGGUCAGCGCUCUGCACAAACUGGAUUGAUUUUAAGUUAGAGUUUUCAAGACCUUAAAAGAAGAAGAAGAAGGCUCUUUGCUCCUGAUAGUGGCUUCCUCUGUUUCCAAGACAAGGUGUAUUGUAACAGAUUUAGAACAAUGACAUGUUUUUUUCCCCAAAGAAUAUCAGAGUGCAGAUCCCCUGAGGAUUCAAACAGAAAACACUGCAAUUUAUGUAGUCUGUGACCUGCCAAGAGAACUUUGCACUUAUGGGUGGUCUAGGAAUGUUGCAAACAAGCAAACAAGUUGUCAAGACACAGAGAGCAUUCAGGCCGUGAGACAUAAGGGGGAAAACCUAAUUGGAUUUACAAACAUUUGCAAGAUCUUGGCAAAUGGAACUGGGGUUGAGAGAGAGGGAAGUUUCUAUCCCUCUUCCUACUAUAUGCAGUUAUUUGGCUAUAGUACUUAAGUUCUGAUAUGUGAAAUGACUAUUCUAAUAAAUAUUGAAAUGGAUCUAUGCAUUUUAAUGUAGGAUAAAAGCAUUAAUUCCUUUUUUCCCCAAAGAAGCUGACUGAUCUAUGUAAUAACCAGGCAUAGUUAUGAAAGAAAAUAAACACAACAGAGGCUCUUUUUCCUCUUCAUUUAUGCAACUCCCAAGACAAUUUAGUGCACACACACAAAAAUAAGUCCCAUUACAACAGUGGGAUAUAUUUCCAGGCAAAGGUGUAUAAGAGCCUUCACUGUGAAUGGAUCCAGGUUGGGCCCUUGGACUUUUUCAAAUCUCACUGUCUCCCCUGGCCCGGCCCAAUCUAUUGGGUGAUGACUCCUUCUUCUUUGGGGAGCAUUACUGUCAUAUUCUGUUGCUAAAUAUCAUUAGAUGCAUUGCCCUUCUCAUCUUCUGGGAUUUCCUCUUCCUGGUUAGCACUGAUGUUCAAAGUCUCCAUUUUGAGUGCAUUCAAAAUCAAGGCAGCUCACUUCACAAAGCUGGCUGAAAAACCCAGUGGUUUAGGCAUCUGGCUGCUGAGCCAGAGGUUGAUUACAAUAAAAAAAAAUAGUGAAAGAGAAAAACA
Messenger RNA from Pogona vitticeps (central bearded dragon), 2229 nucleotides. Its product is annotated as protein FAM13A. NCBI's taxonomy places the organism in Eukaryota, Metazoa, Chordata, Lepidosauria, Squamata, Agamidae. Gene Ontology annotation, biological process: signal transduction. The record is from RefSeq and is a predicted model, not a curated record.